AGCAGCGAGGAGAUGGGGCCGGCGCUCACCCCCAGCCCUGACCUGCUCCUACCCCGCAGCAUCGCCGACAAGGAUCUCAGUCUACCCAAUGGCACACCUGUGGACACUUCUAGCCCAGCCUCCUCCUCAUCUCUCCUCAACAGACUGCAGCUGGAUGAUGACUUGGAUGGGGAAACUAGAGAUCUCUUUGUUACUGUUGAUGAUCCCAAAAAACAUGUGUGCACAAUGGAGACAUAUAUCACGUACAGGGUUACAACAAAGACCACGCGAGCAGAGUUUGAUUUGCCAGAGUAUUCAGUCCGCCGGCGGUACCAAGACUUCGACUGGUUGAGAAACAAGUUGGAGGAGUCUCAGCCAACGCAUCUCAUUCCCCCUCUUCCUGAGAAAUUUGUGGUGAAGGGUGUUGUCGAUCGCUUUUCUGAAGAGUUCGUGGAGACAAGGAGGAAAGCGUUAGACAAAUUCUUGAAGAGAAUAACUGAUCACCCGGUGCUUUCUUUUAAUGAGCAUUUCAACGUGUUUCUCACAGCCAAGGAUCUUAAUGCCUACAAAAAGCAAGGAAUGGCAUUGCUGUCAAAGAUGGGGGAGUCUGUCAAAUAUGUCACAGGAGGCUACAAAUUAAGAAGUCGGCCACUGGAGUUUGCAGCCAUUGGGGAGUAUCUAGACACAUUUUCUCUAAAGCUUGGUACCAUUGACAGAAUAGCACAACGGAUUAUCAAGGAACAGUUGGAAUACUUGGUGGAACUACGAGAAUAUGGACCUGUUUAUUCAACCUGGGGAGGGCUGGAGGUUGAGCUAUCAGAGCCGCUGGAAGGGGUGUCCGCCUGUAUUGGGAACUGCUGCACAGCUCUUGAAGAACUCAGUGAAGACAUGACAGAAGACUUCCUGCCUGUGCUUAGGGAAUAUAUAUUGUACUCGGAGUCGAUGAAGAAUGUGUUGAAGAAGAGAGACCAAGUUCAAGCCGAGUAUGAAGCAAAACUGGAAGCAGUAGCCUUGAAAAAAGAAGACCGUCCAAAGGUACCCACAGAUGUUGAGAAAUGUCAAGACCGAGUAGAGUGUUUCAAUGCUGACCUGAAAGCAGAUAUGGAGAGAUGGCAGAACAACAAAAGACAAGACUUUAGGCAGCUACUCAUGGGGAUGGCAGAUAAAAACAUCCAGUACUACGAGAAGUGCCUUACGGCGUGGGAGUCAAUUAUACCACUAUUGCAAGACAAGCCAGAGACCAAAUAAGAAGUACCUUCAUGGACAGUCUAGCACUUCUAUGCUCAGUACCACUAGACAUACUGGAACUGUAUGAAGGACUCCUUUUGUCAAGUUAACUGAAAUGCCAGCUGCACUUAAGCUGGAACAGACGCUCUGAAAACUAUUUGCAUUUUUUUUCUCACUUUCUGUGUUUAAACUGCGGUAUGUUUCAUCUUUUUGAGUUAUCUUGAAUGGUUCCUUCUUUAUCCUAUGGAGUGAUUGGGGGUUCAUAGUGAAAGUGCAUGGGGAUCUUCAUAAAACUUACCUCUUUAGCCUGGAAGGAACUGAUGAGUAGAACACUAAAAAGAUGAAAACAAAACUCUACUGCAAGGUGCCAAAUGACAUCUUUAUUAC
This is a messenger RNA of Fulmarus glacialis (Northern fulmar), 1593 nucleotides long. RefSeq names its product sorting nexin family member 30 (gene SNX30). NCBI's taxonomy places the organism in Eukaryota, Metazoa, Chordata, Aves, Procellariiformes, Procellariidae. The transcript has 9 exons. Gene Ontology annotation, molecular function: phosphatidylinositol binding; protein binding. Gene Ontology annotation, cellular component: cytoplasm. The record is from RefSeq and is a predicted model, not a curated record. The annotation marks the transcript as partial.